Exophiala dermatitidis NIH/UT8656 is the source of this 1974-nucleotide messenger RNA. RefSeq names its product MATE family multidrug resistance protein. Gene Ontology annotation, molecular function: xenobiotic transmembrane transporter activity; antiporter activity. Lineage: Eukaryota; Fungi; Ascomycota; Eurotiomycetes; Chaetothyriales; Herpotrichiellaceae. Gene Ontology annotation, cellular component: membrane. The transcript has a single exon. The record is from RefSeq and is a predicted model, not a curated record. The coding region runs from base 1 to 1974 and encodes 657 amino acids. Gene Ontology annotation, biological process: xenobiotic detoxification by transmembrane export across the plasma membrane.
AUGACUACACCAAAGAGCACCGGUCGGCUGGACCGGGUUACCAGCAUUACCAACAGGGUGUUCUCCAGCUCUUUACCCAAUGCUUCUCCUAUCGUCCAGGAAUCCUUGGCCUGGGACAUCGCAGAGGAUGAGUCCGACGCCGCCAUUUCCGACGACGACGAAUCCGAGAGUUCGACUCUACGCCCUUCCACAUCUGCUCCCGGCGGAGGAUAUUCAUUUGUGGGAUCAUAUCGGAGACCCAGCUUUGCAGGAGCCGGAAAUAGAGCUACUGUGCUUCCACAAAUUGUACGAGACCACGAUAGAUUAUCCAAGGAGGAAAGAAAACAAGCUCUGGAGGAGGAAAGAAGCCUCCUUCGAGACAACAACAUCAUCCCACCAAAACAUCCACUCAGCGAAGAGGGUGCGAGGAAAAAGAGUUUGUUCAAGAUCCCUGGCGGUGACCUUAAGGUUACACGAACACGAACUGCAGAGGGUGCUGCUCCAUCUCAAGACGCGAUCGAUGUUCCCUCAGAGGCCACUCCUCUGCUUGGAGACCCAAAUCUGCCAUAUGGUGGGCAAGACGACCCCGAGACAAUCAACGCCAAAUGGGAAGAGGCAGUGGCUGCGGGCAGGAUUCACACGACAUGGCAGCGUGAAGCCAAAGUCCUUGCCCGUUACUCGGCACCGUUGAUGGUGACGUUUGUGCUACAGUAUUCCCUGACCGUUGCCAGCAUAUUCACGGUGGGACACAUUGGCACAGUCGAACUGGGAGCAGUCAGUCUUGCCUCGAUGUCGGCCAACAUUACCGGGUAUGCAAUCUAUCAAGGCCUUGCGACGUCUCUCGACACACUGUGUGCGCAGGCCUACGGGUCCGGACGCAAGAAACUCGUCGGUCUGCAAAUGCAGCGAAUGAUCUAUUUCCUCUGGACCAUCUCCAUCCCAAUUGCCAUCAUCUGGGUAUUGGCCGAGUACAUUCUCCUUGUAAUCGUUCCAGAACCCGCAGUUGCCAAGCUUGCAGGACUAUAUCUGAGGGUUGUUCUGUGUGGCGCUCCCGGCUACGCGGCGUUUGAGGCAGGCAAACGGUUUGUGCAAGCGCAAGGGCUGUUCUCGGCCUCGCUGUACGUUCUGCUCGUCUGCGCCCCUCUCAAUGCGUUCAUGAACUGGCUAUUUGUGUGGAAGCUGAAUUGGGGCUUUGUGGGCGCUCCCAUCGCCGUGGCAAUCACGGACAACCUGCUGCCGCUAGGUUUGUUCAUCUACGUGCGGUUCUUUUCCAAGACCGGCAUGUCAUGCUGGAACGGUUUCACCAAGAAGGCCUGGCGCAACUGGGGGCCGAUGGUGAAAUUGGCCUUACCUGGAGUUGUGAUGAUAGAAGCCGAAGUGCUGGCGUUCGAAGUCUUGACAUUCGCAGCCUCGUAUUUCGGCACUACAAUCCUCGCAGCGCAGUCGGUGCUGGCCACCUUGACAUCGCUGACUUUCCAAAUCCCGUUCCCGCUGUCCAUCGCGGGCUCAACACGAGUCGCAAAUCUGAUCGGCGCCACUCUUGCCGAGGCCGCCAAAGUCAGUACCCGCGUCACCUUCACCGCAGCCACCAUCGUGGGCAUCCUGAACGUGACUCUUCUGUCAACAUUGAAGGACUUUAUUCCGCGGCUGUUCACCUCCGAUCCCGAAGUCGUCAGGGUUGUGUCCAAUAUUCUUCCUCUCUGCGCCGCUUUUCAACUCUUCGACGCCCUGGCCGCCAACUGUAAUGGCAUCCUGCGCGGUCUCGGUCGGCAGGAAGUCGGUGGCUACGUUCAGCUGUUCUGCUACUACGUGGUGGCCAUGCCGAUCAGCUUCGGCACCGCGUUUGGGCUCGGCUGGGGUCUAUGGGGAUUGUGGACCGGCGUGGCCAUUGCCUUGGGUUUGGUCGCGCUCAUCGAGUUUAUCUAUCUCUACCGUACCGAUUGGCAGCGGAGCGUGGACGAGGCCCGGGCAAGGAACAUGGAGGGUGUUGCGUGA